UGAAGAAUUUAAAGUUAAAUUAACUUGCAAAAGUGAAACCAGGAAAUGAACUGGUUUUAAUACGACUAUAUUUCCCAGAUUAUGUUGUGACUGCAUCGAAAGAGCCUCCCGAUUGAGCUGCUUUGAUGACAAACACCUUCUUCACUCCUUCAACAUUGGUUAGUUUAGAUUACUGCAGGACAUGACACAUACUCAUCAGCUGCCAGUGCAUGAAAUCACAUGGAGGUGCUCUCGCGCUCACAUGACAGUCUGAACCAUGGCAGCAGAGAUCAAUGAAGGCUCAGUUCCUGCCUAUUACAGGGAAGUAUAUGAAGCCAUCCGCUCUAGGACAGAUGAGAGAGUGCAGGUUGAAGUUUUUCAGCGGUUGCUCCAAAGGACCGAUCUCUCCAAGGCGGUUUUAGGCCAGAUUGCUGAGCAUGUCGACUACACAGAUGGAUUCCUGAGCAAGUUGUCACUCUAUAAAGCGCUCGCCUUGAUUGCGCUUGCUCAGCAAGGAAAGCAACCAAGCCCCAAACUCUUGGAGAACUACAUACAAGAGUUACCUAAACCUCAGCUCGGGGAGCCGAGGGACCUGAACGCGUUGAGGAUGCAGCCGGCUCAGGAGGACGUUCUGACCAUGUCCCAGACGCUGGACAAACUGCUGGUCAGGGACACGGUCCAGCUGGAGCUCAUACCCGAGAAGAAGGGCUUGUUCCUCAAACAUGUGGAGUACCAGGUCACCAGCCAGCGUUAUAAAAUAUCUGUUUACCGGCGCUACAGUGAUUUUGAUGUCUUCCAUGAGGUUUUGCUUCAGAGAUUUGCCUACAGAGUUGUGCCAGCGCUGCCACCUAAAAGAAUGUUAAAGGGAGUCCUGACCUCCGUCUCGGAGCGUGAGUUCAUUGAAGGGAGGAGACGUGCUCUUGGCAGAUUCAUUAACCUGGUGGCACGGCAUCCCUUCUUCUCAGAGGACGAGCUGGUCAAGACCUUCCUCACCUUCAGUGGCUCCGAUGUUCAGACGAAGCUGCGUGACACUUACAAGAAAACCGGCGAUGAGUUCAUGACCAACAGAAUCGCAACCCAGGCGAAGGAAUAUCUCCCCGCUGACAUUCAGGCUCAGUUCUCAACAAGCAGAGAGCUGAUUAGAAAUAUUCACAACAGCUUCCAGAAGCUGCGGGACAGAGCUGAGAAAAUGGCAGAGCGCUCUAAGGAGAAUGCAACUGAUCUUCUCAUGUUUGGCAGAGAGCUCAGUACGCUGGGCUCAGAUUCUUCGUCUCUUCCCUCCUUGGCCUCCUCACAAAGCACCUGGGGGACCCUGCGUCAGUCUCUGAAGAGUCUGUCUGUGGAGUUCGCUGUGCUGUCUGACAAAGCUGCUCAGCAGGGCAGACGGGAAGAGGAUGAUGUUGUGGAAAAACUGAAUCUUUUCCUGGAUUUGCUGCAGUCGUACAGAGAUCUCUGUGAGCGCCAUGAGAAAGGCGUGCUCCACGAGCACCAGCGAGCUCUGCACAAGUACGGCAUGAUGAAGAGGCAGAUGAUGAGCGCCACAGUGCAGCCCAAAGAGCAGGCGUCUGUGGAGCAGCUGGAGUCACGAAUUGUUCAGCAAGAAAACGCCAUUCAGACCAUGGAACUGCGUAACUACUUCUCCCUGUUCUGCCUUCAUCAAGAGACACAGCUCAUCUUCAUCUACCUUCCUAUCACAUCCCACAUUCUGGGGGCCUUCGUUAACUCCCAGGUCCAAGGACACAGAGAGAUGGGAGCAGUGUGGAACGAACUCCAGCCGAAGCUCGGAUGUCUCUUUGGUGGUAAUAACGGAUUGAAACCUCCCAUCUGAGACCUAAAGGUGCAGGAGAGAAACACUGCCACUGAUGAGGAUCACUAACUUGCUCUGUGAGCUAAAGAAAAGUAUUCUAUUACAUAAUAUACAUUCCAUUCAAUAAGAGUAUUUAAUGUAAAUGAAUUCUCAACUUCUCAGCUUAUUGGUGUUUGACCAUCAACCAUGUAACUGGAAAAGACGGCUCAUAAAUCUGUCAUAUUAUGCUCUGCUUGAUGAGGAAAUAAUGUAGGAAGGAAAUGUUAUUAUACAAGGGACCAGUGAGGAUUGACAGUAUAUUCAUGCAGUCCAACUCAUUUCCUAAAGCACCUGUUUGUAACCUGUAAGAAGUUUUAUACACUAAAAUAGUUGAGGAAAAUUGAGAGUGACACAAAGUUUGAAUUUAUUAAAGGAUGGGAUUAUUUUAAAUCUCCAGUCAUGAAGGUUUUACUUAUUGAAUAACUUUAGACCAAUGUGUAUUUUUGAUACAGAUUUAAGUUCAUAAGGAUGUCUAGCAGCAUACUUUAUAUAUUUUAUGGACAAUUAUGCCUUUUACUUUUACAGUGUUUACUUUUUACAUAUUCGCUUCCUCUGCUUAACUCCCAAUAUUAUUUUAUAAGCUAUUUUUACAGGCCUACACUCAAAAGUGAACAAUACUACAAAGGGCAGAGAUUUGAGAUUUGUUGAUUUAAAAAUUACAACGUUUAGCAUGAGUGGCAUAAUGUCAAUAAUAACACUAUAAGAUAUUGAUUUACUACCAAAGAGAAAUGAUAUAAAUUCACACAGCGGUGCCAUAAAUCAUGUAACAGGAUUCCUACACUGUUCAAAUUUAAACAUUUAAUAAUCACCACCUUUAUUUCUUUAGUUUCACCAGAAGAUUUUUAGCCAUAUCACUUUAUAGAUGGAGGCUAUUUUCAGUUAGAGAAAUCCUAAUUUAAAUUUGUCUAUUAAUGCGUAUCAGGGCAAACAAGAUCUGGUUGAAUUCCCUUUCCUUUCCACUAGUAGACUUUCUACUUUUUUUUAAUAUUUGGCACAAAAACAAUCGUGCACAUUGUAUUUUUCUUAAAAACUAAUCAUAGGGACAGUUUGCCGUAUACAGUAUGGGCUCACGUUACCUCACAAACUGACAUCAUCUCAAAUACACCAAACUGACUGUUGAAAUGAAUGACGCCAACAUGCAAAUCAGGAAAUGUGCACAUAGUUCAACUUUUAUUUUAUAAAAGAAACAGUAACACUGUGCAUACAGUAUGAAACACACUUGUUUUGGCAAGAAAAAAAAUAUCAGGAAUGAAGUUAACUAACUUGCACAGAAUAUGAAAUCUAGUAAAAUUAUGACUGUAGAUAUUGUAAAUAUUUUAUUAAAGAAAUUGUGUUAAAUCAAUUAUCCUGAAAAUAAAAUAACAGAAUGGAUAUUUCUGUCAGUAUA
This is a messenger RNA of Sebastes umbrosus (honeycomb rockfish), 3212 nucleotides long. RefSeq names its product sorting nexin 8a (gene snx8a). Gene Ontology annotation, biological process: retrograde transport, endosome to Golgi. Lineage: Eukaryota; Metazoa; Chordata; Actinopteri; Perciformes; Sebastidae. Gene Ontology annotation, molecular function: phosphatidylinositol binding. The record is from RefSeq and is a predicted model, not a curated record. Bases 257 to 1807 code for a protein of 516 amino acids. The transcript has 14 exons.